UUCCAGCAGCUAUUGAAGCUCUUUGAAAAGUCAAAAUGCAGAGAUGGCGGGAACAUUUCCAGGACUAACACAAGGCAGAGAGGACACACUUUCGAAGGAAAGGGGACAUAAGACAACCAUCACACAACUCACUUUAAUUACAGUGCCAUGACGUUAGUCUUCUUACCAUGGGGGAUUGGAACUUACUGGGUGGCAUUCUCGAGGAAGUUCACUCUCACUCAACCAUAGUGGGGAAAAUCUGGCUGACCAUCCUCUUCAUUUUCCGAAUGCUGGUACUUGGCGUGGCAGCUGAAGAUGUCUGGGAUGAUGAACAGUCAGCAUUUGCCUGCAACACCCAGCAGCCAGGUUGCAACAAUAUCUGUUACGACAAUGCAUUUCCUAUCUCUUUGAUCAGGUUCUGGGUCUUACAGAUCAUCUUCGUGUCCUCUCCCUCUCUGGUGUAUAUGGGCCAUGCCCUUUACAGACUCAGGGCCUUCGAAAAGGAGCGACAGAGGAAAAAGUCACACCUUAGAGCCCACAUGGAGAAUCCGGGGCUUGAAUUGGAGGAGCAACAAAGGAUAGAUCGACAGCUGAGGAAGUUAGAGGAACAGAAGAGGAUCCACAAAGUCCCUCUGAAAGGAUGUCUACUGCGUACUUAUGUCUUACACAUCUUGAUCAGAUCUGUGCUGGAAGUAGGGUUUAUGAUAGGCCAGUAUGUUCUCUAUGGGUUUCAAAUGCACUCCCUCUACAAAUGCGCUCAACCUCCAUGCCCCAAUGCAGUGGACUGCUUUGUAUCCAGGCCCACAGAGAAGACCAUUUUCAUGCUCUUUAUGCAUAGCAUCGCAGCCAUCUCUUUGUUCCUUAAUGUACUAGAAAUAUUCCACCUUGGAAUCAGGAAAAUCAUGAGGGCACUUUAUGACAAGCCAGGCACUGACGGCGUUGAGGAUGAAAGGGGCCCUCCGUUUCAUUUGAAAAAAUAUUCAGUGACCCAACAGUGUAUGAUUUGCUCCCCCUUGUCUGAAAGAAUCUCUGUACUCCAAGCCAACAGUCAGCAACAAGUCACCCAAGUGACUGUGCCGAAGUCUAAAACCUUGUGGCAAAUCCCACAGGCCAGGCAACUGGAGGUAGACACCGGCGGUGGUAAAAAUGACUGGGCUGAGAGGGAUCAGCACAGCGGACAGCUCCACGUCCACAGCCCCUGUCUGUGGGAUGAUUGCGUUAGAAUUCAGCACCCGGGACAGCAACCAGAUCACUCCUCCUCUGGCACACAGAAAAGGUCCCAGUCCUGGCUAGGUAUGCCGAUGGCUCCAAGGCAUUGUCCAUCCUAUGCAAUAGGAACCAGGGAGCAGUCUCAGGACUCGCAGCCCUCAGGGGAGCCUCUCACAGAUUUGCACAGUCACUGCAGAGACAGUGAUGGCAGCCUGAGAGAGAGUGGGGUCUGGACAGACAGACCUCGCUCAGGCAGUAGAAAGGCCAGCUUUCUGUCCAGAUUGCUGUCUGAAAAAGGAGAGCUUCACAGUGACUCAGGAAGCUCCGGUACUCGGCAUAGCUCUCACGUAGACUCUCCACACCAGGAAAACAGCCCCUCGCUUCUGCCUUCAGCCACUGGGCACAGAACCUCAAUGGUAAGUAAAGACAGGCUGACUGAUCCAGGAACUGCUGCAAGAGGUGUUCCACUUGGGCCCCUUCUUAGCCUCCUCUCUCCUCUUUUGUGGUGUGUGUACCUUUGUGUUGAGAGAGAGGGAGAGGAGGCGAGGGAGGUUAAUUUGUGGAGAGUUAUAUGAAUUCAUUCAAUAAAUUCAGUUAAAUUCAAUUCAUAACAUAAGCUUAAUUGAAAACUUACUUUAUAUCAAUCUGACUUUUAGAUGCUGGUGUGUGAAUGGAUAAGAUGCCAUCUAUGCCAUCAAAGGGCUCAGAAUCUGGGUGGGAAAUGUAGAGAGGCAAACACGUAAAUGUGAUUAAGUGUAAGGUGCAUGUUGGGGGUUUGGGCAAAGGAGGGAGUUGUUACCUUUUUGGAUGGGUCAGAAACCUUCACUUUUUUUUUUUAUUUUUUCA
Artibeus jamaicensis (Jamaican fruit-eating bat) is the source of this 2034-nucleotide messenger RNA. It is a transcript of the gene GJA10, whose product is annotated as gap junction protein alpha 10. The transcript is spliced from 4 exons. Gene Ontology annotation, cellular component: connexin complex. The record is from RefSeq and is a predicted model, not a curated record. Lineage: Eukaryota; Metazoa; Chordata; Mammalia; Chiroptera; Phyllostomidae. Bases 168 to 1763 code for a protein of 531 amino acids. Gene Ontology annotation, biological process: cell communication.